UGAAUCUACUGUCUUUAACCUAAUUUUUUUUUUCAAAAGCCUCCCGAAAUCUGAGAAAAAAACCCAACAAGGGAAGUUGGAGUUGGUCUCGCGAAGAUCAAAUUCGAACAGGCUUAGCGUUUGAUGGGUGCUCCAAAGCAGAAAUGGACUCAGGAAGAAGAGUCAGCUCUAAGGUCUGGCGUUAUCAAGCAUGGACCUGGUAAAUGGCGCACCAUUCUCAAAGACCCCGACUUUAGUGAAGUCUUGUUCCUGCGUUCCAAUGUUGAUCUUAAGGACAAAUGGAGGAACAUGAGUGUCAUUGCGAAUGGGUGGGGUUCGCGCGAGAAGUCUAGGUUAGCUGUUAAAAGGACGCACUCUCUUCCUAAACAGGAAGCUACCUCACUUGCCAACACUAGCCCAUUGCAGAGUGAUGAAGAAAUGGCAGAUGCCACUGGCACUUCUGCACCCAAUGUAAGGCUGGAUAGCCUUAUAAUGGAAGCAAUAUCUACCAUAAAAGAACCUGGUGGCUCUAACAAAACAUCAAUUGGUACCUACAUUGAGGAACAAUAUCACGCUCCUCCAGACUUCAAACGGUUGCUGUCGGCCAAGCUAAAGUACUUGACAGCUCGUCGGCAACUUAUCAAGGUUAAACGCAAGUAUAGGAUUCCAGACUCCACUGCUUUGUCUUCCCACAGAAGAAAACAUUUGGGGACAUCUUCUGGAAAACAGAGGAGUCUCUCUUUGCCUUCACCUAAAACAGACGGAGAUGAAGUAAGUGUUGAGACAAACGCACAGAUUGAUCUGGAGUUGGACAAAAUGAAGACUAUGAACGUACAAGAAGCGGCAGCGGUUGCAGCACAGGCAGUUGCAGAGGCAGAGGCUGCCAUGGCAGCGGCUGAAGAAGCUGCAAAGGAUGCAGAAUUAGCAGAAGCCGAAGCAGAAAUAGCUCAAGCUUUUGCAGAAGAAGCUUUAAAGACGCUGAAAGGAAGAUACAACAACUGCAAAGUGAUGAUCCGUGCCUAUGAUGAUGGAGAGAGAAGAUAAAUGUAUUGAGAGAGAAGUAGUGUCUUGUGUGUUUGAUGAUGGUUGUAGUUGUAAGCAGUCAUUGUAUGUGAUGUCUAUUACUUGUUGUUCCUUACAGUUUUAUAUAUCCUUUUUCUUUGUAUUUGUAAACUUUGAUAUUUUCAAUCAAGUUUUAGGACUUUCCAUGUA
This is a messenger RNA of Brassica oleracea var. oleracea, 1191 nucleotides long. RefSeq names its product telomere repeat-binding factor 1-like. The record is from RefSeq and is a predicted model, not a curated record. Gene Ontology annotation, molecular function: double-stranded telomeric DNA binding. Bases 124 to 1023 code for a protein of 299 amino acids. The transcript is spliced from 7 exons. NCBI's taxonomy places the organism in Eukaryota, Viridiplantae, Streptophyta, Magnoliopsida, Brassicales, Brassicaceae. Gene Ontology annotation, cellular component: nucleosome. Gene Ontology annotation, biological process: nucleosome assembly.